AUGCCUCCGAAGACUAAGGGCAAGGCCAAGGCUAAGGCCAAAGCUGCGGCAGCUGCGCAGCCGGCCGAUGGUGGUGCUGAUCCAGCAGCUGCUGCAGCGGCCGCUGUGCCGUCUUCGAUUAACAGCAGUCAUUUGAGCAAGGUGCAAGAAGCUUUGCAGCUCAUGCGAGACAACAGCAUUCUGUGUGAUGUGGGUGAUGCCGACCCGCUGGGCAUCGACGCUGCUGUGGGAUCGAUGUCUGGAACCAUCGCCCCGUACGAUGCUGCUCAGCUUGGCACUGCUCUGCAAUCCCGCGGCAGCUAUCAGUGCGGCAUCAACUUCACAUGGUUGGACUUCUUGACCAGCAUAACGCCCAACGUACCAAUCAUUGAGAGCCAAGUGGCAGAUGCGCAAAGAAAGUACUUCCCCAGCUACGACAAGGGAAGUGUUCAGGCGGGAAAGGUCGUGGUGGGCCUACUCCCCCACCAGCUGGAGGCCCUGGUGGCCGGGAAGACUCCGUCCAAUCUGCGAUUGCUGAGCCCAGAGGAGUAUGCGCAGGCUCUGCUGUUGAAGAUUGGAAGCCGGCUCCGAGAAGGAGCGAAUUCCUCGGAACUCCAGGGUUGGAGAUCUGUCUUGCUCACAGCCCCCGUCACCUUUGAGCUGGUGCCGAAUGCUGAGAAGUUUUACUUCCGCGGCAUCAGCAUUCGUGAACAGAAAGGUACAGACAGAGACCUUCUCUACAGGUCAGCCGUCCAAAGGAUCUACGAGCUGGCACUCUAUCGCGAUUCCCAGCCUGUGAAGAUGACGCAGAAGCAGGUGGCUGAAAAGUGGCAGCUUCACGUGGAGUUCAGUACUGAGCGGGAAAAAGAUGAGGUUAAGGAUCAGAAGACCUUCCAUCACUUCGUGGAGAAGUGCCUGUCUGUGUACGACAGGGUGCUAAAGCAUGAUCGGAUCCAGGCGCUGGUGCUUUGGGCAGAGGAAACAUGGGGCAAGCAGUCCCCGUGGGAUAGCGUCUACAAGCUGGACGACCUCGCCCAGAAAUGCUUCAAGCAGGUGGGUCGAGCGGACACCCGGAGUGCGUUGGACAGAAUGGUAUGGUGCAUCGGUGCGGUUCACGACUUUCUGCAGUCAGAUCCUCCGCAGCUGCAGUGGACGCAGCUGUCCGUCCGCAAUUGGUCGGGUAAGGGCUGCUCAGGGAAUAAAGGAACCGUGGAUGUCCUCCUGAUGAAGUACGGCCUCAGUGUGUAUAUCCUCGAUCACAUGGAAAGCACCAGCAUGGACACCGCCCACAAGCAGAAGCUGAGGUCGGUCUUUCGAGACUUUCCAUCAUACAGAGCGGCGUACGGCGAGAUCGGGCACACAGAGCAGCACGACCUUUCAUGGAUCGGGUGCUUGAGCGAAGCAGCCAUCCAAGCAUGCAACUUACUUCAGAAAUUGGUCUACAACACCGGCUUGGAUGCCAAAGUCAAGAAGAUGCUGUAUGCUGGUGCUGGCCCCGCAGAUUGGCUGGACCGCGAGGAGCUUGCCGAGGAUGUCAAGGCGUAUCGGGCCGCCUUGGUGCAGUUGGAUUCCAAGCCAGACCAGGUCGAGGAAACUGCAGCAACAGGGUCCGGUGUGGAUCCUUCUUUGCUUUCAGCUCUGCAAGCUGCUGACCCAAGCAAUAACAAGAUGGAGGCACACGUGCGAAGCCUGUCGGAUGAAAGCCUCGUGAGGCUUAAGGAGGCUUUGGGUGCCGCGCGGCAAAGGGUGCGCCAGUACGUCAAGCUCAUUGUGGACUGUGAGCGUGCAGAGACGAUGAAUGAUCUUUUGGCUGAGAGCGCCGUUGGUAAAGUGCAAAGCAGCGAUGUGCUGCAGGUGGUGUUCGAUGUGAAAAAUUCAGGCGAGCCAGUGACCGCGCCGCACUUACGGGUGGCUGCCUUCGAGAAGAAUGCCUUGAAAAAGGUCGUGCAGCGAACUGUUCGUGCCCUCAACGCAGUCGACAUUCCCGACAACUGCGUCUUCACUAUCUUCGACGGAGGCAAGAUGGGCCAGGGCAACCACAUUCUCAACAGCUUCACUAUGGCUGGCGAUGGAGUGACAUGCCCUGGCAUGCCCAAAGCUUCACGAACCAUCCACCUGGCCUAUGACGAGAACAGCGUAGCCCAGCGAAUGGAGAAGCACCGUGCCUCAGCCCAGCUUCAGCAGCUGGAGACGAUCUACAUCGUGCACGGCGUCGCCAGCCAGCUUCAAGGCCUCAAGAAGCGAAGGAAUCGAGCCCACUACGCGGGCACAUCAGCCGGCAAUGUCAUCAGCGGCGUGGUGCUACCACCGGAUUCGGAGCUCUGGCAAUUGACAUUCGCAGAGAAAAAGGCUCUCUACGGCAGCGCGAGGACUGCUGUUGGAGGCGCAACAGCCGGACAUGAUCCAGCAUCUGCGGGCAAGAGAGAGGAGCACGGCUUGGAGCCGUUCUGCUUCCACUCGAUGCCGGUUAUGCUUUUCAAAGAGCUCCUGGAUGUGGACCUUCGCACUACUGUGCUGCUCGAUUGGACCGCAGGGGACGGCCAAUGCGCCCAAGCAUGCCUGGAGUCCAAAGUGAGCUACGUGGGUGUGUGCUUCACUGACGCACACAAAGAGAAGCUCUACGAGCGUUUGGCCCACAUCGUAAUGCGUGGGAUGCGUCAGGAAGGGAAUCAGUUCUUCGAUGCUGGCUUCGCCGAAGUCAUUGCUGCGAGGGCUGCUGAAGUGAAUCUCGGUCAUCGCGGUGGACGUGGCAGAGGCAACGCAGCUACGGGUGAAGAGGGCUCAAAUGCUGACAAGAAUGACACCGACACGUCAGCCGUGGUUGACGAGACUGAGGGCUCAGAUGCAAUUUUGGCCAAGAUAGCGGCCUUGCGAAACCAGUCCCAGUAG
Molecule: messenger RNA, 2868 nt
Organism: Symbiodinium sp. CCMP2592
Lineage: Eukaryota; Dinophyceae; Suessiales; Symbiodiniaceae
Source: the annotation of a GenBank genome assembly